This is a messenger RNA of Heterostelium album PN500, 108 nucleotides long. RefSeq lists its product as uncharacterized. The record is from RefSeq and is a predicted model, not a curated record. Bases 1 to 108 code for a protein of 35 amino acids. NCBI's taxonomy places the organism in Eukaryota, Evosea, Eumycetozoa, Acytosteliales, Acytosteliaceae. The transcript has 2 exons.
AUGACAAAAGAAGCCUUUAUCAACCUGAGUGAAACUAAAGACGAAGAUGAUGUCAUUGCAGUUGAUGGUGUUAGUAAUAAUGAGAACAAUAUUAAUCCAAAAGCAUAG